Messenger RNA from Acanthamoeba castellanii str. Neff, 1209 nucleotides. RefSeq lists its product as uncharacterized. The record is from RefSeq and is a predicted model, not a curated record. The coding region runs from base 1 to 1209 and encodes 402 amino acids. Lineage: Eukaryota; Discosea; Longamoebia; Acanthamoebidae. The transcript is spliced from 4 exons.
AUGAAGAGUCUGCACCUGAAGAAGCUGGCGGGGGUGGGCGAGAAGAUGCGAACCUGGGGCAAGUCGUCGGACAGCGACCACGGCGGCCACCACCAUUCCUCACAUCACCACCACCAUUCCCACUCCCAGCCCCCGCCCCACCAGCACCAUCCACCUCCCCCUCUGCCGCCUCGCGCGACUUCUCCGCCGCCGCCCGACGAGUUUACUCUGGGCAGCUGCGCCGAUGAGGGUCUUGAUAUCGAUGCCUUGGCCGACCAGCCCGCGCUGCUCGGCAGCCCACCGCCAUCGUCAAGCUCGUCGUCGAGCGACGUCGAUCCGUGGGAACCGCCCACAUCCACCCCCGACGCUACCACAACGACAGUGGGCAGCAGUGGGCACGAAGAAGCUACGAACCUGCUCGACGACACACCACUGCUGCCCGAGCUCCCGCCCCUCCCGCGGCCAAGCACCAGCAAGCGGAGGAGCAGCGUACCCCACAUCCUGAGCCGACGUAGCCGCGAGGCGGAGCGCUCAUCGCCGCCUACAACGGCUCCCGACCUCCUGCUACUCGACAUCAACGGCGGCGGCCACCAGCAGCAUCAGCAGGGCACGGGCCAUGGGGCGGUGAUGACUUCCGUGGGGUCGGCGACGUCGGGCGAGAAGGGCCAGCGGCUCGAGGAGAAGAUCAAGGAGCUCAAGUUGAAGGACCUGGCGCUGAGGGAGGACCGAAACAAGGAGAGGGAGAGGCGGAAGGAGGCCGAACACCAGCUCAAGGCCGCCCAAAAGGAGCGCUACAUACAAGGGUUGAAGGUGAAGUACCUGGAGACGAAGCUGGAGAAGGUCGGGGGCAACAAGUCUGAUAUGGAGAAGCGAGUGAGGAAGGAGAGCCAGGCCAAUGCGUCGCUGCAGAAGGAGGUCGACGUGCUGCGCUCCAAGCUGGCUGAGCGCGAGCGCGCCCUGGCGGAGAGGGACGACGGGCUGGGUAGGCUCAAGCGGCAGUACACCCGCCUCAAGAACGGGGGAAGCGACGACUGCUCGCUAGAGGAGCUCGAAGAGCUGGAGAAGGUGCUCGACAAGAGUAGGAAUACAGUAGUCGAGCGGAUCAAGCAGAAGGUGAAGGAGGAAGUAGAGGACAAGUCCAAGUGCCUGAUAUGCUUCGACAGCAAUCAGGUGAAGAACUGCCCCAUCUGCCGAGCCAACAUCGAGAUCAAGCAGAAGGUGUUCGAGUAG